AUGAAACAUUGUAUAUUAAUAAAAUAUUGUUGUUUAGAUGAAAAAAGCAAGACAUUGAAACGGGGAUCUAUUUCAACCAUAAAUCUACCCAAGAAAUCGCACGAAGAAUCGAAGCCUUCGACAUCAAGGCGGAUUAUAGAAAAGAAAGAGUUGGUGCCUUCUAAAGUUUAUAAGGACAUAAACGAUUUGAAAUCGAAGGUUUCCAAGCUUGGAUUGACGGGUUGGUCUCGAAAGUUUGAUGAAAAUACAUUCAGCUUAGAUUAUUUUGAUGGCAAGCAUGCACUACCACACUACACUCUGAAGGUAGAUUCUGGUCUUGGCUUUACUGUUGCAGCUUUUGGUUGGUUUUUGCCAGAAAAUCACCACAUUUACCUGGAACAUAAACACUCAGUGACUUAUGUAUCAGUUGCAUCACUGAUAACUGAGAUAAGGAAUCUUUAUGUUUGCCCUGGCCUGCCACUAACCGACUCUACCACCACUCUACUACAUGUAACCGACCCUGUUGAUGGUGUAUCUGAAGUGACAAGGCACACUGUUCCGCUUUGUCCGGAAGUAUACUGUGACAAAGAUACACCAUACCAGGUGUCACUUUACCUGCGAUCAGCUGAUUGUCUUAUGCUGCAAACGUCUGGCGAGGAUGCUUGUGAUAGCUGUUCCAAGGUCCUCGCGUCAGAAGUUAAAAGACAAAAGCAGUCUGUUAUCAAAAAAGCAACAUCAUUGAAAGAGAAAGCUCCUUUAUCUGGUUCUAGCAAAGAACGAUUAAUUGCUACCAUACAGCAACAGCGUAUCGAGGCAAAGGGUCUGAAAGAUAGACUUUCAGGUUUGGAAAAGGAGAUAAACUCGAAUAGCAUCACUGUCAAUGAAUCUCUUGAGGGUGACAUCCUUAAUAUUUUGGGCAAUGCUGACUUGAAGAAAACACCACACAUGGACUUUUUCUGGCAGCAGCAAAAGAAAUUACUUUCCUCCCCAAAGUUUGGCAGAAGAUAUCAUCCCCACCUGAUUCGCUUUUGUCUCUCUAUUCAUGCGAAAUCUCCAUCUGUGUACAGAGAACUGUCAUCAUCCGGUGUCUUGGUUUUACCAAGUGAACGAGUCCUUCGUGAUUACAGGAACUUUUUCAAGCCCAAGCCUGGAUUUUGUAAGGAAAAUAUAGAGAAAUUAUGUGAUGCUACCAAACAGCUCUUUGAUUGUCAACGCUAUGUGGUUUUAUCCUUUGACGAGAUGAAAAUACAGUCAAACUUGGUGUUUGACAAGCACACGAAUGAGCUAAUCGGCUUUGUAGAUCUGGGUGAUGAAGAUGUCAAUACUGCUGUGUUUGAUACCCCCACCACAUUGGCAAGCCAUGUUCUAGCAUUUAUGGUAAGAGGUGUUGCUAGUGAUCUGAAGUAUAUCCUUGGAUAUUUUAGUACACAAAGCCUCACCUCUUUCCAGAUAAUGCCACUUUUCUGGAAAGCUGUUUCCAUCCUGGAGGUAACUUGUAACCUGUGGGUGUGUGCAGCUGUAAGCGAUGGUGCCUCAUCUAACCGAAAGUUCUAUGAACUGCAUGCAUCUCUUGUUGAGGAAAACUACUCUGUCGAUGUUGUUCAUCGAACCAUCAACCUGUUUGCACCAUCAAGAUACAUUUACUUCUUCUCUGAUGCCCCACAUCUCAUCAAGACCUCCCGAAAUUGUUUGUUCAACUCUGGGACGGGGAAACAUUCCAGGUUGAUGUGGAAUGGUUGUGAUAUGAUUUGGAGGCAUGUUUCUGCUCUGUAUUAUGCAGAUUUAGACCAAGGUUUACACCAGCUUCCAAAGAUCACACCAGACCACAUCAACUUGACAUCAUUUUCGAAGAUGAAGGUCAAUCUGGCUGCUCAGGUGUUAAGUAGUACUAUGGCUCUUGCGCUGCGACGUUUCUACACUGAUGGCUCAGCAGAAGAAACUGCAAGUUUCUGUGAAAUGAUAAACAGAUUCUUCGACUGCCUCAAUGUUCGGUCAACCUUCGAGCACACAAGAAAAAGAAAUGAUUUCCUAGCUCCAUAUUCCAGUGCCGAUGAUGAGCGUUUUGACUGGCUACAGAAUACAUUUCUGGUGUAUCUGCAAGAGUGGCUGACUGCAAUUCACCAAAGGACGGGGAAUUUUUCAAAUGACGAUCGAGCAAAAAUGUUCAUCUCUCAUCAGACCUACCAUGGCUUGAGAAUGACAGUCCAUUCCCUAGUUGAGGUGACAAAAUUCCUGCUUUCAGAAGGACUGGAAUAUGUGCUCUCUGAGAAAUUUUGCCAAGAUCUUCUCGGAGAAUACUUUGGUCAUCAGCGGUCUAGCCGAGGAGGAUAUAGUGACAAUCCAACUGUUCAAAGUUUUGGCUACAACAACCUCACCAUUGCUGCUCAGCGUAGUAUUGCUCCUGUUGUAAGAGGGAAUGUAAUGGGCCGGCACAAAGGAGAAUCCUCUAAAUGGGUAGUAGUCUCGGAAGAACCUCUUCCGAAAAGAAAGCGUAAGUCUUCACAAAAGAACAAAUAG
Molecule: messenger RNA, 2496 nt
Organism: Paramuricea clavata
Lineage: Eukaryota; Metazoa; Cnidaria; Anthozoa; Malacalcyonacea; Plexauridae
Source: the annotation of a GenBank genome assembly